Messenger RNA from Pochonia chlamydosporia 170, 2574 nucleotides. Its product is annotated as lipase/esterase family protein. The record is from RefSeq and is a predicted model, not a curated record. NCBI's taxonomy places the organism in Eukaryota, Fungi, Ascomycota, Sordariomycetes, Hypocreales, Clavicipitaceae. The transcript has 3 exons. Gene Ontology annotation, molecular function: hydrolase activity. The coding region runs from base 1 to 2574 and encodes 857 amino acids.
AUGAACAAAUUGAACACCACUUCGGUGUCAUUGGCCGUCACUCCGACUGUGGUUUCGACGCUCUUUUCUCAUUAUCUUAAUCGAAAGCCACUGAAGCAACGGCCGACAGCUCAUCUGUCGUACGACGAAGGUCUCCAUCUCAUCCGAUCAUUCUUGGACUUUGCAUCACAUCACACCGUCGAAGAGCUGCAGGCUUUCACCUCGCAAUGGGUUCCCAGUCCCCAGUGGAUAAAAGUCGACGUCGCCAAGAUUUCAGACGAAUGUUUGUCUCGGUCUGCUGAAUUGAUCCAAAAUCAAUUGGGUCCAGACGGAAUUGUCCAAGUCGGCGGCAAACAGUGGUGGCAAUGGAGGAAGCCAAAGUCGACCUUUGAGGCGGAAUGGAUUGAAAUGCGCUCACACCAUAACGCAAGAAAGGCCAACAAUGACCCUGGAAGACGCGUCAUGUUGUAUGUCCAUGGCGGAGCAUAUUUCUUCGGAAGUGUUGAUGAGCAUCGGUACCAAAUGCAACGCCACGCACGUAAAUUGAAGGCUAGAGUCUUCGCUCCACGAUACCGUCUGGCACCCCAGUUUCCGUUUCCUUGCGGAUUGCAAGAUUGUGUGGCGGCAUACUUGUACUUGCUUUCUGUACAAGAUCCUAGCACCAUCGUGUUGGCUGGCGACUCUGCCGGUGGCGGCAUGGUCAUGUCUAUGCUGUGCGUUUUGCGAGAUCAGGGCAUUCCUCUCCCUGCUGGCGCAAUUCUCAUUAGCCCUUGGGUGGAUCUUGCGCAUUCAUUCCCAAGUGUUGCCGUCAACUCGUCAUUUGAUUAUAUACCGCAAUCCGGAUUCCAUCACAAGCCCUCGCGUGCCUGGCCACCUCCAAACGAAGACGACAUCAACUUGCUCCGAGGGGAAGCAGCCCAACAAGCGAACAAGGUCAAGACAGCUGGAACCGAAAAGGAGCAUUCACCUGGGCCAAAUAUUUCAAAACCAGAGACUGGGGAGCCCGUCCACGCGGAUAAACCGGCUGACUUGGCGGAAAACGAGACGGGGUGUGUCAAACAUUUGACCGUCAGCAUAGAUGGGAAACCGGUGGUUAUCAAAGACCAGAUUCAGAUGUAUACCACGAACGCGCUUCUGAACCACCCUCUCGUGAGCCCUGUCUUGCAACCGACGUUGGGUGGUCUACCUCCCUUGUUGAUCAUGGUUGGAGGCGGGGAGAUUCUUCGUGACGAGCAGAUCUACUUAGCUCACAAAUGUGCCAACCCGAUGAAAUAUGCGCCGCCUCUCGAAACUCUUUCCGAAAGAGACCGGGAGCUGUUAGAGAAGUACAAGCCUACCGAUGUGCAGCUCCAAGUGUGGGACGACCUAUGCCAUGUUGCACCAACGCUCAGUUUCACGAGACCUGCCAAAUUUAUGUAUAGGUCGAUCGCUCAAUUUGGUGCUUGGGCUUUGGCUAGGGCCCAGAAAAGAGGCAUCGAGAUUCUAGAUGAUGACGAUAUUUCAGUAAUUUCCAGCUCAGGCUCCGACGCAGAUGGCACAGAUCCGCAUAAGCAGAAGGAGCAAGUACAGGAUGGUAAUGAACAGACAGGGCCAGGCCAGGUUGGCAAAGCCGGAGACGCCUUACCUCCCUUCAAAAGGCACAUGAUCCGGCAGCGCGUCACGCGUCACGGCGUUACGCUUCCACUUACUGAAGAGUCAGAGCUUCCUGGAUGUUGCAUGAAUUCUUCAGAUAUUGGCGUAGCCAAAGAAGGCACCGUAAAGCGAUGGCAAGCAACGAGAACGCAAUGGGACAACCGAUAUUCAUCUGUCAAGGCAAAGAUUCAUAAGAAGAUUGUUAAGGACAUGGUGACAGGAUUCGAAGACUUCGGGGCGAAUGAGCAUCCACCACCAACGGCUCUCGCCGGGCGACGAUUGAUCGACUCCGAACUUGUGGAGAGGAAGAGAACCAAGGGAAUGGGCUUGGCACUUUGGUCGCUUUGGGGAUCCAAACAUGACGAACUCACCGUUGAACGAGAGAAGGAAGCCGAUAGAACCCCUGAAGCACAAGACGUUACUGGUGAUGAAGGGCGGGGAGCUAGAUCAUAUCAGGACAUUGAAUCCCAGCAGCCCGGCUCUUCAAAAGCAGAUAUUGGCAGCAGGAGUAGAUCUCGCCGUCGCACAGUCGUCGAUGAGCACCAAACAGGACCACCUGCCGUGGAUGAAAACACGCCAGUGGCACAACUGAUUGAGCAGCGCAAGGACCAAGAGGCCACGCAUCCGGGCUUGCUAAGUCCUGAUUACGUCCCCGAAACUGGCGUGGCCGGUAAACGUCCGUUCAUAGACGGUAUUGCUCUUCCGUUCAGUCUUAAGAAAGAUGCCGAAACAGCGAGCAUGGUCACAUUGAACUCUGCAGUGACACCAUUGGGCGGCUCUCGUCCGCUGAGUCCACUGGGAUCUCGAAUGGACUUAUCAGGUCAGCCAGAAUCCGAGGACGAGGCUAGAGCUGAACAAAUGCUGGCAGCGGCACCUAAAGGACCAACUACCGGAACCGCUGUUGAGGGUAAUAUUCCGCAGAUCAAGGAACCAGACCAGAAUGGACAGGCCGCGUCCAAGUAA